Messenger RNA from Fibroporia radiculosa, 1719 nucleotides. RefSeq lists its product as uncharacterized. The transcript is spliced from 12 exons. Lineage: Eukaryota; Fungi; Basidiomycota; Agaricomycetes; Polyporales; Fibroporiaceae. The coding region runs from base 1 to 1719 and encodes 572 amino acids. Gene Ontology annotation, biological process: transmembrane transport. Gene Ontology annotation, cellular component: membrane. The record is from RefSeq and is a predicted model, not a curated record. Gene Ontology annotation, molecular function: transmembrane transporter activity.
AUGCCCACCGUCUUGCGCACUAUACAGCAAGAAGACCGCCUCAAGUCCGAGACGUAUGUCAAGGAUUUUGAUGGGCUCACACCCAGCACCAGUCUAGAGCAGGUUCCCUCGCUGGGUGCACCCGCCGAGCACGUCCCUCGCAAGCGAUUUUGGCGACGACCAAGACGAGAUCCCGACAGUAUCGCGACGCAGCCAUCUGUGUUUGAUGAUCCUGCAACGCUCGAGCUGUAUCGUCCUCCAGCAGAGUAUGAAAAUGCUCACAGGUUUGAUCCAAGUGCACGGUGGACCUGGCGUGAAGAAAAACGACUGGUUCGCAAGAUAGACGGUCUCAUAAUGAUAUGGACUGUCUUAAUGUUCUUCUGCCUCGACCUCGACCGGUCCAAUCUUUCGCAAGCCAAUACGGAUGAUUUCCUCCAGGAUCUUCAUAUGACCACUGAUGACUUUAAUUUGGGAAACUCGUUAUUUCGACUAUGCUUUUUGAUUGCGGAGCUUCCCGCGCAAUUGAUUUCCAAGAAGGUUGGUCCAGAUAUAUGGGUCCCGUGUCAGAUGGUCUUAUGGAGCGUCGUCGGCCUGAGCCAGUAUUGGCUUUCUGGACGUAGCUCGUUCCUUGCGACAAGAUGUCUACUGGGUUUCAUGCAGGGUGGAUUCGUCCCUGACGUCAUUCUAUACCUUUCUUAUUUCUAUACGAAGACAGAACUACCCAUUCGAUUGGCGUGGUUCUAUAUCUCCAAUUAUCUCGCACAAAUCAUUGGUGCUUUCCUCGCCACGGGAAUCCUUCGUCUUGAUGGUGUGCAUGGUAUGGCGGGAUGGAGAUACCUCUUUCUGAUCGAAGGGGGCCUUACCCUACUUGUGGGGUUGUUAUCGUUCGUCAUGAUGCCCGCAGGCCCCACACAGACGAAGGCUUGGUACCGGCCUAACGGAUGGUUCUCUGACCGAGAGGAAAUUAUCAUGGUCAAUCGUGUUCUCCGCGAUGACCCGUCAAAAUCCGACAUGCACAAUCGUCAGGGACUCACGUUGACGAAGCUUGUCCAAGUGUUGCGUGACUGGACACUGUGGCCUCUGUAUAUUCUCGGACUGACUCAUAUGAUUCCCGUGACGCCACCACAGACCUAUUUGACGCUCUCACUCCGCAAGUUGGGGUUCAAUACUACCCAAGCGAAUCUCCUCAGCAUCCCUUCCACAGUCCUCGGCAUGAUCAACCUCCUGAUAUCAUCAUAUGUGAGCGAGCUGGUAGACAGUCGGGUCGGUGCAACGAUCAUAUUACAGUUCUGGGCCAUUCCACUCCUCAUCGCCCUCGAGACGUUCACGAAAAAAACUUCGCCUUGGGUGGAAUUUGCUGUCGUCACAUUGAUCACUGGCUAUCCUUAUGUCGUACCAAUACAAGUCGCAUGGACGUCGACCAACUCGCAUAGUGUGGGCACACGGACGAUCUCCGCCUCUCUAAUUACCAUGUGUAUCAACGCCGGCCAAAUUGUAUCGGCUAAUAUUUACCGGACUAAUGAUGCGCCACUAUAUAAACGCGGCAACAUAGACUUGAUAGCCAUCGCGGCCAUGAAUAUUGGCCUAUAUAUUUUCACAUUCUUCAUGUAUAGAACUAUCAACAGGAGACGAGAUCGUAGAUGGAAUUCAAUGUCCGCGGUGGAGCAGGAGGAGUACCUUAACACAACUAAAGAUCAGGUAUGGUCUUCACGAGUCCCUAGUCUCCCGUUCGCGUACUGA